Molecule: messenger RNA, 1370 nt
Organism: Pelecanus crispus (Dalmatian pelican)
Lineage: Eukaryota; Metazoa; Chordata; Aves; Pelecaniformes; Pelecanidae
Source: RefSeq, a predicted model, not a curated record
GCUUUCUCAGAAGCAUGUUUCAGAUGUUGUCGAUGACAGCAAAGAUAACAUCACCAUUUUCACUCGCAUCCUGGACAGGCUGUUGGAUGGAUACGACAACCGCCUGAGACCUGGACUUGGAGACAGCGUAACUGAAGUCAAGACAGACAUUUACGUGACGAGUUUCGGCCCCGUCUCGGACACAGAUAUGGAAUACACUAUUGAUGUCUUUUUCCGGCAGUCCUGGAGAGAUGAAAGGCUGAAGUUUGAUGGUCCCAUGAAAAUACUUCCCCUGAAUAACCUGCUGGCCAGUAAGAUCUGGACUCCUGAUACCUUCUUCCACAACGGGAAGAAAUCUGUUGCCCAUAAUAUGACAACACCCAACAAGCUGCUGCGCCUGGUGGACAAUGGCACCCUACUGUACACUAUGAGGCUAACGAUUCAUGCAGAGUGCCCCAUGCACCUGGAGGACUUCCCAAUGGAUGUGCAUGCUUGCCCACUGAAAUUUGGGAGCUAUGCCUACACAAAGACAGAGGUGAUCUACACCUGGACACUGGGGAAGGAUAAAUCAGUCGAGGUAGCGAAGGGUGGAUCUCGCCUGAACCAGUAUGACCUGCUGGGCCAUGUUGUUGGGACAGAGAUGGUUCGAUCCAGCACAGGGGAGUAUGUCGUCAUGACCACACACUUCCACCUCAAGAGGAAGAUCGGGUACUUUGUGAUCCAGACCUACCUACCCUGCAUUAUGACGGUCAUCUUGUCCCAGGUCUCCUUCUGGCUUAACAGGGAGUCCGUUCCUGCCCGAACAGUUUUUGGUGUCACCACCGUCCUCACCAUGACCACACUAAGUAUCAGCGCAAGAAACUCGUUACCUAAAGUGGCGUACGCGACGGCCAUGGACUGGUUCAUAGCCGUCUGUUACGCCUUUGUGUUUUCUGCGCUGAUCGAAUUUGCCACUGUCAACUACUUCACCAAGCGCAGCUGGGCUUGGGAUGGCAAGAAGGUGCUGGAGGCCCAAGAGAUGAAGAAAAAAGAGCCAGUGGCACUAGCGAAGAAAACCAACAACACCUACAACAUUGUUGGCACCACAUAUGCCCUCAACAUUGCCAAGGACCCCUUUUUUUCCGCUGCCACUGCUACUGCCACGAACGUACCCCCCAAGAUGCCCCGUAUAGAGGAGAAGCUCCCAGAGAGUAAGAAGACAUACAACAGCGUCAGCAAGGUAGACAAGAUGUCCCGCAUCGUCUUUCCAGUCCUCUUUGCCAUUUUCAACUUAGUCUACUGGGCUACAUACGUAAACCGGGAGUCAGCUAUCAAGGGAAUGAUCCCCAAACAAUAAAACCGGUCACACAAACCUUCCAUCAGUGAGCACCAUCCAGGCAGGAAUUCUCCAG